AUGCUCCUGCAGCCCAGCUCCGGCCAGAUGCUCCUGCAGCCCGUCUGGGACCUCCUGCGGAGCCGGGGGGCGCUCACCCAGUCGCCCUUCUUCCCGGUCAUCUUCUCCAUCACCACGUACGUGAGCUUCUGCCUGCCCUUCGUGGCGCUGGACCUCCUGUGCCCCCGGGUGCCCGCGCUGCGGCGCUGCAAGAUCCAGCCCGACUGCGCGCCCUCGGCGCGGCAGCUGCUGUGCUGCCUGGGACGGACGCUCUACCAGCACCUGGUGUUCGUGUUCCCGCUGACGCUGCUGCACUGGGCCAGCGGCCCGGCCCCGCUGCCCGCCGAGGCCCCCGCGCUGCCCCAGCUGCUGGGCCACGUCGCGCUCUGCCUGCUGCUCUUCGACGCCGAGUUCUUCGCGUGGCACGUGCUGCACCACCGGGUGCCCUGGCUGUACCGCACCUUCCACAAGGUGCACCACCAGCACGCGCCCUCCUUCGCGCUGGCCACGCAGUACCUGAGCGCCUGGGAGCUCUUCUCCCUGGGCUUCUUCGACACGGUGAACGUGGCGCUGCUCCGGUGCCACCCGCUCACCGUCCUGGUCUUCCACACGCUCAACAUCUGGCUGUCGGUGGAGGACCACUCGGGCUACGACUUCCCCUGGUCCACGCACCGGCUGGUGCCCUUCGGGUGGUACGGGGGAGUGGUGCACCACGACCGGCAUCACUCCCACUUCAACUACAACUUCGCCCCCUACUUCACGCACUGGGACAGGCUCCUGGGGACGCUGUGGCACCCUCACGCCAACUAG
Molecule: messenger RNA, 789 nt
Organism: Pipistrellus nathusii (Nathusius's pipistrelle)
Lineage: Eukaryota; Metazoa; Chordata; Mammalia; Chiroptera; Vespertilionidae
Source: the annotation of a GenBank genome assembly